AAAUAAAAAUAAUUUGUUGCUGCCAAAAAAUACACGAACUAUGUGCGUUGCUACACGCACAAAAAUAUCCUAACAAGGCGGGCGUCGACAAUCAUGUUGUGCAGCCAUUCGCAGUUCAGACAUUAUUUUUUAUCUCGUACAUAGAGUUGAGCAAAGAUUUUUAAAUUUCACGUGUAGUUUCCCAAAAAAAAUAUUCCACAAUUGCUACCAUUAUUCAAUCCUCCAAGUUUAAUCGAUUCGUCGUGAAUUAAUACAAUGUCCAGGCGGGACAGGGCCUACGCGCAGGCAGAGGAGCGCUGGCUCGACAUCAUCGCGUCGAGAGGUGGCGUAUCGGUGGAACAAGCACAAGUCGGCCCAGGCCCUCUGGGCGGUGAAGCGGCCAAUGAAGAACGGGCCCACUUUAGCCGGGAACACAACGCGAAUGAGCAGCAACUGCUGGACCCUGCUGUGGACAGCCUGCUGCACAUAAUCUCCGACGACUCCGAGAUUUGCAGUCUAAUAUCGAGCGAUGGCACCGAGCUUCAUGGCUGGCCCGAAAAGGACGACCCCUCCACAGUGGAGAACGUGGACCAUGGCGUCUACGGACUCAUUCGCACAAUAUCGCAGUCACAGGGCGAAGAUCUACAAGCUGCACACUACUCGGCCUGCACGCCACCCAAAAGGGCGCGAAUGAGCUGUGAAAUAAUCGAAAUUAAUGAUUCUCCAGAGGAGGCCACAGACUCGGGUGUGGUCUUUAUGCAAUCGGUAUCCGCAAAUCCAGGAGUUCUGCUGACCAACGGCAGCCUCGUCGACUCUCAUAUGUUUGAGAUUUUGCCGCAUUCCGAGGAACAAGCUCUAGAAAUGGUUGAUCCAAGCGGCACCGAGCAGUGUGUUGUCUACGAGGAUGUGGACGGCGAAAUUGUCCUAGCCGAGGAGCACUGCUGCGAGAUAAUAGUCUCCACUCAGAACGAGCAGGCCUACCUUAUGUCCGGCAAUGGAGCGCUUCUCCGGCAUCAUUUGAACGGCUCGGGCUACAUCGAUGGCGUGGCAGGGGACGAGGAUGAGGAGGAGACGCGCAUGGAGGCCGGCAACAAUGUUUAUCUGAGCGAUGCGGCCCUGGACCAGCCCAUGGUCCAUCAUCAUGAGCUGGUCGAAGAAGAUGAGGGCGAGGGCGAGGAGGCGCACAAUGACAAUGAGCAUGAGAACGCAAACUUUGUGGACGACACUCCACUGGAGGAAGAGCGCCCCGAUAUAUGUCAGGUGUACGACCACGAGCUGGAAGACCACGACAACGAGGGCGAGGAAGAGGAUAAUAACCAGCAGGAGCACCGUCAUCAUCAUCAUCAGCUGCAGCUCGAGCAGGAGCUUCCCCUGGAGCAGGAGCUUCCCCUGGAGGAAGAGCUUCCCUUGGAGCAGGAGCUACCUCUAGAGCAUGUCCCAGAGAUGGACGCAGAGCAGCCAAUAGUCAUCAGCGACAUUGAGGAGGAGCAGCCCGAGCACAGCAGCCCCACACAGUUUCCAAAUAGCUCCUCGUCCACGCCCAAUGGCAGCGACAACUUCGACUACGAUGACGAUCUGGGCCUGGGCGAGGACGAUCGACAUAGAAAAAUGCAGCCAGCUAAGCGCAAGUAUCCGCCACUGCUGAAGAACACUCUCUUCGCGGAGGCCAUGGACCGGCGUCUGGCGACCAUUUGUCAGGCACAGCCGCAGAUGAGUCUCAGCGAGAAGGUGGCGACCUGGGAGAUGGCCACCACCCACGACUGUGAGGCUGUCGAGGAUGUAGAGAACUUUCAAGCCAACUUUGAGCAGCACGAGGCUUCCAUGGCUUCCAAACACCACAGCUUCAACGAGUUUCGCGAGACACUGGAGCGAAAUAUGGAAAAGGUCAACCGCCAGUUCAUGCGGAGUCCAGCCCAGUCGACAGUGGACCAUGGCCGGGCCAGCCCCAGUCAAGGAACGUCCGCUCAGGAGAAGCCUCUCAUUCAGCGACGACAGCUGCAUGUGCUGCACACAGAGGAUACCAUUGUUCUCGACGAUGACGAGGACGAUUGCUACGAGGUGGGCGGAGACAAUCCGUCUGUUGUCACCCUCACACCGGAGGUUGAACUGCAGGCACUCACCUCGGUGCAGGAGGAAGAACUGCAACAGCAGCAGCAGCAGGAGGAGGAGGAGGAGGAGGAGGGGCCCAAAAUCGCACCCGACAUGAAGACAAUUCAGACGCAGACAUCAGUCCAGCGACUGGCCACAAAGGAAACUUCCACAGCAGAUCUGGCACCGCUGCCAGUGGCCUCAGUAUCCACUGCCUCCGCAGAAUCUCCAGCCCCUGCUGCCGCACCCGAAGCACAGGCAAUGAAUGACAUGCCACCAGCCAUUAUAUCCACGGAAACUGCAGCUGACCGUGAGCUGGUGGACGUUGUCUUUGGAAUGAUGGGAAAGAAGGUGACGAAACAGCAACAGGAGCUACUGCUGGAGCAGCAACAUUCCCGAUUUGAGGAGAGUCUCCUUCCUCCAUUCGAUGUGUCGCAUGGCAUGAGGGCUGGACUGAAUGCUGUCGCCUUUGGCGAUUGCCCCAACGAUGCCAUGUUCUACGAGCAGCAAGAGUUCUGCAACUAUCUGGGACUUACGGAGAUGUCCACGGCCAAUGCGGUGGCCACAGCCAUGCGGGAGCUGGCCAACAGCACGGUGGCUCGACGCUCGCUGAGAGUGCGGCCGCAGGAGCAGCUGGACAGGAUGCGCAGCGAUGUGCGUGGCAAGCGGAAGGAGAGAAAGCAGCAGCUUCAGCUUCAGCUACAACAAAAUGUAGCGUUGAACACCAGCAGUGAGCAGAGCACAGAAGAGCAAGGCACAGCUGCAGCCGCUGAAGAGCAGCGCCAGUCCACACACGAGUACGACCAAUACUAUAGGGCACAGGGCGAUCGCCCAUUAGCCUCCGAUGCGGAGGACCAGGAAGCGGAGGAGAAUGCUGACAAUAGAUGCUUAAAGUCUGAUUUGGUUGAUGCGCAGGUCUUUGCCCAGAUCUGUGCUGCUCCCACACCCACCCAGGACCAGUUGCUGGAGACCUUGCAGCAGCAGAGCCUCAAGCGAGCGGAGGACAACAGAUGCUCCAGGUCUGAAGUGGUGAGGCUGGAGUGCAUGCAGAAGCGCUUGCGACAGGCACGUGAGUCGAAGCCAUCCAUCUACAUUGUCGAAGCGAUGAGCAAUGCACCGCCAGAAGUGCUGCCAGAGUCAUCACCAAAGCAGCGUACACGAGCGCGAACGCUGACGUCCUCUCCCAAGCGCAUUGUCGAAACUACGAGCUAUGACGGGCCGCGUCCCUCUCUGGAGAGCUCCAGCCCAGACAGAACCCAGUUGAAGUACAAUCCAAAGCUAACUAAAAACCAAGCGCAAACCUCCAAGGCUCCCCGUAAGAGUCAACCGGAAAGCAAGAAACCAAGGACCACGGCGGGUGCAGCAACCACCCCUAAAGCGGGCGCUCCUGCACGCACACGGGACCUGGUUACACGCUCCACGACGCACAUGAAUUCGAAGCUGCUGCGCAAUAGAAAGGUCAAUCUGCUGAAGAGCUAUGCCCUCACGGAUACGGCUGCUCAGGGCAAGGGCAAACGACUAAGCGGCGGCACCGCCGCAAGAGCAGCCGCAAAGAAAUCGGCCAAGGGCAACGCAAAGAAACCACCGGAACCCACCGACACCCAGGAGAAGAAGUUGCCCGAACAGCAUCGCCUCGAGCAGCAGCAGACGGCUCCUGCUACACCACCGCACACUCCAACAAAUAUGGCAGCAAGGGACACCAACGCUUUGACAGUAGAUGCUGGGGUUACACUCCCAAAGAGCGCCAGGCGUGAGCGAGCUCAGACUCUACCAGGGGCUGAGACCAAGGCGUCUGUUCAAACUGCGGCAGGCCCUUUGCCAGCUGCCCACUUAUCCAGUUUAAUGCAUGUUACUGCUGAUCCACUUCAAAUCCAUGGCUUGAUGGACGAUUCCCAAGGGUUUUUCGCAACCCACGCGCCUAUAUCCCCAGCUAAGGACCUAGUGGGUCGCUAUAUGUUAAGUUCCCGUCAAUUUGCUAAACAACAAGAGCCACAAGAGCUUUACAUGCAGGCCAAUCCCUCGGGCUAUACCCAAUAUAGUCAAAAAAACAGUUCAAACUAUGCCCAUGCCCAUGCCCAAGCCCAGUAUGCAAGUUUGUCCAAACCCGCAUUGAUCUAUCAGCCAAUGGGCAGAACAGAAGGCGGAAAGAAGGAACCAGAGAAGGAGCUACAUUUCUCACGUCGUCGGCCGUCGCAACAAACGGAAACUUCCGGACUAUAUACCGACAUAAAUCGUGCCCUUCCCCCCGGUGGCAUGGUGCGACUGAGCGAUGGAUCUCGUAUGUUAAGCAACCCGCUGGCGGGCAAACACGGCAAGGUGUUGUACAUCUACUAUGAGCUGGACCAGCUGAUAGUACUGCAGGAGCACUGCGUCAGCUUUUGGAAAUACUCGAAGGUCUUCAAUGUCUUGCACAAGCCACGAAGCCCAAACUCCACCGCGGCACAGAACACUGGAGCAUCCACACACUCGAUACUUUCAGGUGGCCAAGGCACCGAAUCGCAAGCCACCGAAUCUGAGCAAUCUCAUGCAGAUGAAGACUUUGAACGUGGCCCGCGUUGGGUGAAUCUGGGCAAACUGAGGCGCAUUACAAAUGACGCUGAGGUGUUUGCGCCGUUCGGGAACAGGCUUUGCGUGCACAACUCGACGCCUGUGUACGUGGAGAUGCGCUGCCAUCCGCUAGACCACCACAAGCGGGAAGUCACGCUGACUUCACUGCACGUGAACAUUUACUACUACUGCGAGGAGGAGCUGCGUCCCAAGAUGCAUUCCGUGCACCUGGAUGCGGUCAGCUGUGACGGUUCACAUGUGAUUUUCACAAGCAUUACAGAGUCUCGCUACUUUGUGGUAGCCUGGCAGCAGGAGGUAGUUAUGGGUAAGCCACGCUCUGGCAUCUGCAAGUACUCGCUGACGCCCACGCUGGACACGCUGGCCUCGAUACGCGAGUUCAAGCAGCUGCGCCACGAACUGAAGCACAUUGAGUGCCUCACGGAGGAUCGCCUUAUUGGCUAUGGUCAGACGCGCAUCACGAUCUGGGACCAUCGCAGCGGAGACACGCUGAUGAACUAUGACCUCUGCUGCCCGCUGGGCCGCAGCCUGACCGCCAUGCACUAUCCCAGCUUCGACAUGGACCAGAGCAGCAUACUGGUCCUCUAUCAGCACAUCGAGUCGCAUGAGCAGUCGGACAAACCCUCCGAGGUGCACGUAAUUGCCUGCGAGCUGUCGCAUGCGACGCCCUCGCAUCGUCUGCUGCAGGUUCACCGUCUGCCCGCACCACAGUUCAAUGAGCAACUUCAGGCCGUCAACACGGGCGAUCACCUGAUCCUCAAGGCCAUCACAGGCGAUGAGAUUUGGAUAAGUUCCGCCGAUCCCAGGCAGUUGACGUACGUGGCACCGCAGGGCAAUGGUUCGCUGCGGUUCUAUGCGCGCCACAAGUCUCAGGUUAUCGAGAUGACACAGCGCACCCUCACCGUAGACAGCAUCGCCAACCACAUGCUGCAACUGGCCGUGCAGCAGCAGCAACAGAUUAUGAACAGCAGCCAGUCGCCCAUGUCUUUAGCUGCUUCAAUCCUGUCCAUGCCCGUACCAGUAUGAACCCCACAAGAGUGCCUCAGCCUCAUCUGUCCCUGUCCCUUGAGCGAUUUGUAAUGGCGUCUAAAUCUGAAAUGUAAUAUUCAUAAAUCCCACAGAUGUACAACCACAACCCACACCCAAACCCUGACCCACUCGUCGUUUAUAUAUUUGAAGGUAUGUAAUAUCCGAUACAUCAUUAGUUCACUCUACUCCCAUCCCCUCUAGUCUAAGUCCUAAUUCUAAGUCGGCCUUAAUUAAGUCAUCCAUUUUGUAUCA
Molecule: messenger RNA, 5913 nt
Organism: Drosophila guanche
Lineage: Eukaryota; Metazoa; Arthropoda; Insecta; Diptera; Drosophilidae
Exons: 5
Coding region: 256-5658 (1800 amino acids)
Source: RefSeq, a predicted model, not a curated record